AUGGUAGUGCAGAUUGAAAAACUUCAGAACUCUCAGGCAUGCAAAGACAAUGACAGAGACAGUGGAAAUGACAAUGACAAAGACACUGACAAUGAUGAUGAUAGUGACAUUGACAAUGACAGUGACAAUGACAGUGACAAUGACAGUGACAAUGACAGUGAUAAUGACAGUGACAGUGACAGUGACAAUGACAAUGACAGUGACAAUGACAGUGACAAUGACAGUGACAAUGACAGUGACAAUGACAAUUACACCACGCGAUCUACAAAUUGUGCAAGUCAAUUAGCUGGGUGCCUACUAAGCGUAACUUUGGUAGCUAAUGAAACAUCUAAAUUGUAUGAUGAACGCAACAAUUACAUUAAAUCACCAAAACACGAUUCUCCCUUCCACCCCUAA
Maniola jurtina (meadow brown) is the source of this 396-nucleotide messenger RNA. Its product is annotated as clumping factor A-like. Lineage: Eukaryota; Metazoa; Arthropoda; Insecta; Lepidoptera; Nymphalidae. The transcript is spliced from 3 exons. Bases 1 to 396 code for a protein of 131 amino acids. The record is from RefSeq and is a predicted model, not a curated record.